CUAUCCAUCCAUCCUGAUGCACAGAACAGAAUGGGAUAAGGCCGAGAAAGAGUGGAGUGGCUAGUUGUAAGAGGACCGAAAUACGCAUAGCAUAUCGUUUAUACUAAACCAUUUUGUGAAGAAGAAGAGUGGUUUCUAAUUCUAAGCAAAUGUUUUAGUGGAAUGAAAUUGUUCAGUGAAACUUAGCGUAGAUCUUUGUUCUGGAAACGAAAAGAGUGCACCUGGUGUAAGUGAAUUUGAUAGUAUAUUAGGAUCAACAGCCGCAAAAUGUUCGUCGCAAUCAAAUCCUCCUGUGUGAAUCCAAAAAACCUGUUCUGCUUUGUUUGCGGGAGCUACACUGCGUCGCAUCACAAACGCUCCAUAAUGACCAAACCAAUCAUGGAGGCGUACGAGGCAUACUUCACCACCCGCACCCUGAAGGAGGAUUACGUCCAUGGCCCGGCAUCGGUGUGCAACGAUUGCAACCAGGGUCUGCUGCGGUGGAAGAAUGGCCAGUACGCAAAGCCUCCGUUGUUAUUCUCGGUACCGAUGAUCUGGAAGGCCCCAAGUAAUCAUACCGAUGACUGCUACUACUGCCUAACGCAGAUCGUCGGAGAAGGCAAGAAGAAGACGGCUCUCUAUCCAGGCAGCAUCCCAUCGGCUAUCCGACCUGUACCGUGCGAACUUGAUCCAUCCUUACUCUCGUCCCCUGCAUCCCCACCAAUUGUUGUAAAGAAAGUAUCGCAUAUCAAUGACUCCCUGAAGCCCCCACCCGCGCAGAACUGGUCAGUGAGCGUCAAGAAGGUCAAGCUGGACCCCCAACAACAGCCCCAGCAGCAAAUCCCAACAGUCCCCCUAGUACCGCCCUUACUCCCCAAAUUCACCGUGAACUUCCAGCCACCGUCGGUUAAACCGCACAGCAGCUCGCCGCAUCUUCAGCAGCAACGCGUGCGAGUACGCACCGAAGCCAUGCUCAACCAGCAGCCACAACAACAUAUGCCCUUGCCAGCACCACCACAGGACCGGGGAAUGGUACUCCAGACUCCGGUGCGACCCAAUCGACACAGUUUGCCGAACCGGCAUUUCCCCGUGCACAAUACCACCCCACCGGCACAGGUUGGAAUCAACAGGAGGACGCCGGCCGUGGAGAAACGAACGUUUAGUGACCCUUUCAGUCCGAUUGUGCAAAUGACUCUCAAAGACGAACCGAUCACCAUAGAAAUUGACGAUGACGAACCCGAGGAACGGAGUAAAACAAUCAACGCAAUGCUUCCACCGCCUCCGGUGCCAUCGAGCAGGACAAGUGGCGCUCCCAUCCGCCGGAAUGGGUCGCCAUGCUCAGCAGUGCAAAAUUCGAUGGCCGCCAAACCGAAGGCAUUCCCAACUACUUUUAGUCAUAGCGGCGGCAUGUCCGCCAAUAAUGUGGUAUCCAGUAGUACCACCAGUCCAGUGACCAACAACGACGGGGCUCCCCAUCUGCUGACGGAUUCCGAUCUGCUGGCGCUGAUCAGUGAUCUCGACUUGCCAAAAGACCGCGCCGUGCUGCUGAUCGAUCGGUUGUGCUCAAGGAAUCUGAUCGACCGUCGAUCCAUGCUGAUCGUGGGCCUUAAGCGACCCAACUCGGUGGUCACUUCCCCAGCGGUACCCAUGAUGGGUAGUGGACUUCCCAAUGGCGCCAACAAGCGCUUCAAGCAACAACAGCAGCAGCAUCAGCAUCAGCUGUGCUAAGCGAAAUUCCAUAUCAUACGAUUAAGAUGCAUUGAGGUGAAGAUGAAUCGAAGCCAUACCUCAAAAUUUUCAAGAGUUGGUGACCCAGCGAUCAAGGUUUCAGCUUAUGGCUUCGAUUCAUUGUCACCCUAACUCUCAAAACGAACAAAGGCUGAUGAAAGCGUAAAAACGUGAGAAACUAAAUUCCUAAUCUGUUUAUUUUUUCGCUAACGUGUGUGUGAUGAGUGUAGUCUCUGAUAACUUGGGGGGAACAACAGGACUACCGUUUUACGAACAGUAUUUUACUCAAAAAAAAACUACGACAUUGAAUUGGAUCUGAGUAGGUAAGGUACUUUAUUUUUAGAGAUAUGUAUGUACGUUUAAUUCCUACUAUAUACUUACGAUGUGCCAUGGGCCAAGUGCGAAGGCGUGGGCGCAUUUUUACUCAAGAGAACAAUAAAUGUUAUGUACUUACAACAUUCCAUACUGAA
Aedes aegypti (yellow fever mosquito) is the source of this 2177-nucleotide messenger RNA. RefSeq lists its product as uncharacterized. Bases 268 to 1707 code for a protein of 479 amino acids. The record is from RefSeq and is a predicted model, not a curated record. NCBI's taxonomy places the organism in Eukaryota, Metazoa, Arthropoda, Insecta, Diptera, Culicidae. The transcript has 2 exons.